CCAACCCAGUCCUCUAUCGGUCCAGGUGGCAGAGCGCACUUCGGCCGUGGGAUGCAGCCUCUCAUCUCCAACACAUGGACAGCGGAGCUUGGAGCUGCCGCAGCGCGCCACGGCUCCACUAGCUGAAGACACCACCUCCUCACACAGCGGAAAGAAGAGACGAUCGCUCCCGCGUUUAACUCUUGGACUGCGAUUUUUUUUUUUUUAAAGGAUAUACUUCUACCCACGACUUUUUUUUCUUUUCUUCUUCUAUUUUCGAAACCGCAAGAGAGCAGAGCCAGUUGUGUUAAAUGCGCAACCAUGCUCAUCAUCUCGUCCCGCAGUGCGCUGCUGUCCAUCUACUACCCACAGAUCUUCCUCAUCCUCACCAGCGGUAGCUACCUGGCGCUGUCCUCCGUGGUAGCUCUAGGUGCCAACAUCAUCUGCAACAAGAUACCGGGACUGGCCCCCCGUCAGAGAGCCCUCUGUCAGAGUCGCCCCGACGCCAUCAUCAUCAUCGGCGAAGGCGCUCAGCUGGGCAUCAACGAGUGUCAGCACCAGUUCCGCUACGGCCGGUGGAACUGCUCCGCCCUGGGACAGAGGACUGUCUUUGGACAAGAGCUGAGAGUAGGCAGCAGGGAGGCAGCGUUCACUUAUGCCAUCACUGCAGCCGGAGUUGCCCACGCAGUGACCACCGCCUGCAGCCAAGGCAACCUCAGCCAGUGCGGCUGUGACCGCGAGAAGCAGGGCUACCACGACCAAGAGGAGGGCUGGAAGUGGGGGGGCUGCUCGGCCGAUGUCAAGUACGGCGUGGAGUUCUCGCGGCGCUUCGUGGACGCCCGUGAGAUCAAGAAAAACGCCCGCCGGCUGAUGAACCUGCACAACAACGAGGCGGGGCGAAAGAUGCUAGAGGGGAGGAUGAAGCUGGAGUGCAAGUGUCACGGCGUGUCUGGUUCCUGCACCACUAAGACCUGCUGGAUCACCCUGCCGAAGUUCAGAGAGCUCGGUUACCUGCUGAAGGAGCGCUACAGCGGCGCGGUUCAAGUAGAGCCGGUCCGGGCCUCUCGCCUCCGCCAGCCCUCCUUCCUGCGACUCAAGGAGGCCCGGGGCUACCAGAAGCCCACGGACACGGACCUGGUGUACCUGGAGCGCUCGCCCAACUACUGCGAGGAGGACACGGCCACGGGGAGCACGGGGACGCGGGGGAGACUGUGCAACGGCACCUCGACCCUCACGGACGGUUGCAACCUGAUGUGCUGCGGCCGCGGUCACGACACGCACCACUACACGCGCAUCUGGCAGUGCAACUGCAAGUUCCACUGGUGUUGCUUCGUCAAGUGCAACACGUGCAGUGAGAAAUCAGAAGUCUUCACCUGCAAGUAGGGGAUGAGGCAGUGGGGCACUGGAAGCAGGGGAGAGAGAGAGAGAGGCUGGUGAAAAUGGACAACGGUUGAAGGUGAGAGGGUUAUGACAAAGCGGAAUUCGAAAGUGAAGGACUCGGAAGUAUUUAUUCAACAAUUUGCACAUUUUUACAUCCUAUUUUGGAAUUCUUUAAAACAAAAGAAAAAGUCCUGAAAGAGAUAAAAAAAAAAAACUGUGACAUGAUGCAAACAUGUUGCAGUUGAGAGGAUUUUCACUAUUUUGGAAGACAACAUCUCGCAGAGACGUAGCUCACGGAUGUCUUGCAGGAAAGGAGAAACAACAAGGACUAUUGUUGGAUCUCGAGGAGACUUUCGGAACACGCUAAUCGGAAAUGCGACAACAGCAAAGCGCUCCAGACGGCCACGACGGAAGACUGAGAAUUGAAAGAUGGAAGUGGAAUACUUCUACCUGUACGCUCACACUGUAUUCUGUUUGAACACUGAAAAUAAAACACAAAUUAUUUAUGUCAAAAAAUAUCUUUCGAACUCAGUCUUAUAGGAUAGAUAAACUCAUUUUCCAUUUAUUUUAUGAUCUUAAAUUGCUACUGAAACAGUUCAGUCACGUGGACUCAUGUACAGCCACGAAGCCGCUGAAUUCUUUGCUAUUCCCUGUUUAUUCAUUAGCAGUUGUCUGUGGUGUAUUUCGCUAAAGAUUAGCUAUUUUUCUUUUGCACUCAGUCACAUUUCUUUCCGUUUUUUCAUGGAACAUCAGUAAGUUGUGUCGGUGAGCUCCAUGCUGACAUCUCUCUCAUGGACAAAUCCCGCCCCCCCCAGAAAAC
Molecule: messenger RNA, 2179 nt
Organism: Anarrhichthys ocellatus (wolf-eel)
Lineage: Eukaryota; Metazoa; Chordata; Actinopteri; Perciformes; Anarhichadidae
Gene: wnt7ba
Product: wingless-type MMTV integration site family, member 7Ba
Exons: 4
Coding region: 301-1362 (353 amino acids)
Biological process (GO): canonical Wnt signaling pathway; positive regulation of JNK cascade; neuron differentiation
Cellular component (GO): extracellular region
Molecular function (GO): cytokine activity; frizzled binding
Source: RefSeq, a predicted model, not a curated record